AUGACCUCUGCCUUCGUGCGCGUCUCUGGUCCGCCGAACAGCAACUUCCUUGUUGGAUACCCUGGAAUCUCGGCCACUUCACCGCGCAUAGAGGGCAAGGUUGAGAUACGUCCAUUGCUGGGCGUAUCCGCUCCCGUCCAUGUAUCGCUAGUCACCGUCUGCCUACAGCGCCGCGAGAGCAUCCACCCUUCGGCCGACACAAUCAAAGGCCACCUCGUCACGUCAAAUCGGAGGGAAAUCACCGACAUAGUCGGCAAGGAGAUGCUGCUGUAUCGCGCGCCCAUGGGUCGUGAGAGCGAAGCUAUUCUGUCCAUGGAUCUCCCCUUCGUUAUCUUCAUCCCAUAUGGUCGUGGCGGCGAAGAAAUGGCGAGGCGUGUACCCCCAGCGAGUUUGCAGUUGGACCGCCGCGCUGCCGAAACCUACUACGAGAUUGUCGUCACUGUCCAUCAUAGCGCAAGCGACCAGAAGAAAUACNCCUUUCCUGUACCAAUCGCAAGAUACGAUACUCUGUCCACCUUCGGCAUGUACAACCGUCCAGAAAGCGCUGAACGCGUAGUCGACCACCUUGUCACUCUCGCCAUAUCAUUACCUCGCUGGUCUUAUGGCCCGCUCGAUCCAGUCAGCGUCUACAUCAAAUUAACACCAAAUCCUGACAUGCUUAGGAAAGCCAUGAAGGCUACAGUCAAAGCAAUCACAAUGAGCAUUGAAGAAGAGGUCAUAUACAACCAUCAAGGAGAUGAACCGCAACGCAAAGCCAAGACACUGGCUUCUUCCACCCAUCGUGUAGGGAUUAAGAUGCCCGAAGCUGGCUACUUUACGAAUCUGGGCCUGGUCUUUCCCGCCAGAGACUUGCGCAACCAAGAAGGCAUCUUGCCUCGCCAGAAGCGAGAAUUUCCACUUUACGCUGUCAGCGGCUUUACAACCACCGGUACUCUGUACAAGAUUGAGUACUAUUUGGUAGUCAAGGUAUGUCUUACACUCGUGGUCUCCUUAGACCAUCCUCUGACUCUAUCUAGGNCUGUCAUGUCCGGCGCAAAGGACAUAAUGAUCCGCCAACCCAUUGUUGUCUGCCCAUGGGAUCACGCUGGCUGCAAGGAUGAAAUGGAAGCCAUUGAGCAAGCCGCCAAAGACGCCUAUCAUAUCUCUCCUGACAACCCCAUGUUACCCGCUUCUACCAUUAUCAGAGCCUCCGAUGCCAACGGCCUUAAAAGCCUAGGCAUGACCAUAGUCGGCGGCCACAGGAAACCACUGAUUGAAUGA
Molecule: messenger RNA, 1260 nt
Organism: Aureobasidium vineae
Lineage: Eukaryota; Fungi; Ascomycota; Dothideomycetes; Dothideales; Saccotheciaceae
Source: the annotation of a GenBank genome assembly